Molecule: messenger RNA, 1824 nt
Organism: Lachancea mirantina
Lineage: Eukaryota; Fungi; Ascomycota; Saccharomycetes; Saccharomycetales; Saccharomycetaceae
Source: the annotation of a GenBank genome assembly
AUGCAUGAUAGAGUCUCCAGUGGUGAGGAAUCCAUUUUUUCACAAAAUUCCCGAGAUUCAACCGACGAAGCCCAAGGUAUAAAUGAGAAUCAAACGUAUAUCGACGGGAAGACAAAGCGAAUAGAGAAUGGCAGCUCUAAUCUCGAGGUAGAAUGUAACGAGACCAAACCUGCUAUGCGGAGGGGGUAUUAUGGUGUAAGUGAAUCUCAGAGGCGUCCAACAGGAAAUAAAAGAGGACUGAGUGCUCUUUUGGAGGACGCGUAUCGAUUCUCAGCGCAUGAGGAUUUUUCCCUCCCGGCGGGGUUUCUAAGAACCCGACGAAGAGGACAAGAGGUUUUCACGUCUGACCAUGCAGAUGAGGAUAAAUUGGCACCAGUCGAGAACAAGCGUGCAAAAGCCGCGGAGACUAACGUUAAGGCGAAUGAUAACAUUGAAGCUUCGAACAGCGUCAAAAAGACAGCUGUCAAAACGACAGGACGCAAUCCAUCGGCAGGUCACAACAAAAUUCAGGAGUUAGCUCCUCGUCGGCGGAGUCAGCGAAAUAGCACGUCUCAAAAUCUUACCAACGUUAAGUUAGCAAAAACUUCGCAUAAAAAGGCAAAAGCAUCUACUUCUGAGUCAAAUACCAUACAGGAUUCUUUCAUUCCAGACUUAACGAAAGUGAAAGAUAUUUCACACGAGUUAUUUGACCUUGAAGGUUUAGAAAAUGAGGAAACGUUCACAGAGAAUCCCGUUCCAUCGACGGCAUUGUCGAAACAUUUUGAUAGCCGUUGCAUGCAAGUUGGACUUAAGUCGAUCUUAUUCUCGAAUUAUGAGGAAAAAUAUGUGAUAAAUUUCUCGGCUGAUUCGGCGAAGUACAAUCCUAUGGCUGAAAUUGGGCGCUUAAUCGAGUACACGAUAGCAAUAUACUUUCCUCGAAGCUACCUUGAUGAAGCUAAAAAAACGGUCAUUUUGCCAUUAAACAAAUCGUUUGACCGUGGUGAUGCUGAGGAAUAUCUGAAAGCUGUCAAUGCCUACAAUGAGCUGAUCAAUCGAAUCCCAAGACAGAAUGUCCUUAACAGGCUCAGACACUUGAAUGGUGUUCCAGUAACGUUUUUGCAUGAAUUGCUGCACAUUGCUUACGUUAGAUCAAUCCAUCCUAAAGCUAAUUCUUUGAAACAAUAUCAAGCCUUCAGUAACUACGUGUAUGGCGAACUACUUCCGCCAUUUUUAUCAAAAGCUUUUGCACAAUGUCAUUUGAAAGGAGGAGACAUUUUCGUCGAUCUGGGUUCGGGUGUAGGAAAUUGCGUUUUACAGGCCUCUUUGGAAUGUGGUUGUGCGUUGAGUUUCGGCUGUGAAAUAAUGCCAAAUGCCAGUGAGCUCACAGAAAUACAAAAUGAAGAAAUGCAACGUAGGUGUAAGCUUUUUGGCUUGAAAGUAAAUCCAAUCGAGUUUUCUCUGCGGAAAAGUUUCGUAGGUAAUACGCGCGUGGAUGAUAUUUUAACAAAAUGCGAUGUCCUGCUCAUCAACAAUUUUAUUUUCGACUCUGCCAUGAAUACCAAGAUUGAGAAAUUAAUUCAGAACCUCAAGGUAGGUUGCAAAAUCAUUUCUUUAAAGAACUUAAGGGGUUUUGGAUACUCAAUCGAUUUCAAUGAUGUCGACAAUAUUUUAAACAGACUUAAAGUCGAGCGCUUCGAAUUGAGCGAGGGAAGUGUCUCGUGGACACAUCGUGGAGGUGAGUAUUUCAUUUCUACUGUUUUAAAUGACAUCGACGAAUCGAUUUUCACAACAUAUUCGAAGGGACGUGUUCGACGUUCAGCAAAACCUUUGAAAUACACCAGAUGA